AUGACAGAACAUUACAUCACCCACAGAGUCUCCCCAGAGGAUGAGGAUCUUCAGCCUCAGACGGCAGCAGGGGGGGGGGGGGGGGGGGGGGGGGGGCGCUCUGCAGGGGCCGCUCCAGCCCCGUCCCCCAGUGUGGCCAGCGCUCCGAGGGCCCUUCACGGUGAUGAAGUGUCCGGGACGCACAGGCUACCAGCGGCUGCUAAUUAA
This is a messenger RNA of Knipowitschia caucasica, 207 nucleotides long. NCBI's taxonomy places the organism in Eukaryota, Metazoa, Chordata, Actinopteri, Gobiiformes, Gobiidae. The record is from the annotation of a GenBank genome assembly.